Penaeus chinensis is the source of this 523-nucleotide messenger RNA. RefSeq names its product cuticle protein 8-like. Gene Ontology annotation, cellular component: extracellular matrix. The coding region runs from base 1 to 444 and encodes 147 amino acids. The record is from RefSeq and is a predicted model, not a curated record. The transcript has 3 exons. NCBI's taxonomy places the organism in Eukaryota, Metazoa, Arthropoda, Malacostraca, Decapoda, Penaeidae.
AUGUCUCUUAAGGUGAUCCUCGUAGCGUGUGUGGCCGCGGUGGCUCUGGCCGAUCAGGCUCCAGAAUACCCUCAGUACCUUGCUUACGCCGCCCCCAAGUACCCAGCCCCCACACCUUCGUACCCGGCGCCCUCUCCCUACAAAGAGCCCGAAUACCCGACAAAACCUCCCAGGUACAACUACAACUACGGAGUCGCCGACGGUUACUCCGGCGCCAACUUCGCCGCCUCGGAGUCCCGCGACGGCUACAAGACCGAGGGCAGCUACACCGUCGACCUCCCCGACGGCCGCAAGCAGAUCGUCAAGUACGUGGAUAACGGCGACGGUCUCGUAGCUGAGGUCACCUACGAGGGCGAGGCUCAGUACCCCGAGUACACCCCCACCUACAAGCCCACCUACAAGCCCGCUCCCUACCACGCUGCUCCCAAAUAUCCCGUGUACUAAAGCUGUACAUUCACGCACUUUCUUUCCAUUCACAAUUUGUGCCAAAUAGUAAUUAAAACGUUUAGGUUGACACUGCGUG